Armigeres subalbatus is the source of this 2696-nucleotide messenger RNA. Its product is annotated as nose resistant to fluoxetine protein 6-like. Gene Ontology annotation, molecular function: acyltransferase activity, transferring groups other than amino-acyl groups. Lineage: Eukaryota; Metazoa; Arthropoda; Insecta; Diptera; Culicidae. Bases 267 to 2567 code for a protein of 766 amino acids. The transcript has 6 exons. The record is from RefSeq and is a predicted model, not a curated record.
CAAACUUUUCACAGAUCGUGCGAUCAAGCUUGCCAGUCUCAACCUGAUCGCGACCCGGGACGCACGCUCGAUAUCAAACAUCUCUCGGUGGAUAGACAGUCGCGGUGUCGUUCCUUCAGUGCCUCUACUAAUUAUUUAAGUAUUUUUUUUUUCUGAAGAGCGGGAAAUGGCGGUGUUCAAAUAGAAUAUCGGCGGGUCAAUAUUGAUUGUUAUUGGUGCGAGAUCGUUUCCUGCGCGCUGAAAUUGCAAUAUCAACAAAGUGAGCCAUGAAGCGAAAAGUGCUGCUUGGGUGGCCGGCGAUUCUGGUGAUCGCCGUUUGUCUGACGUCGGCUGAGGCCGAUCGCAGUGAAUUGUACGACGGUGACUAUGAUCUGAAGAGCAACGGUCAGCUGCAUGUGCCCGACGAGCGGAAGAAGAUCCUGGCGGCGGUUAUCCGGGAGCGAUAUGGAUCGUCCGCCGAGCGGGACUCGAGAGCUGAGCUAAGACGAGUUCCGAACGGUUCGGAAGGUGGGGAUGGUGCGUUCAGGGGGAUGGAUCGAAAGUUUUUGGACGAUUUGAGACAAGUGGUGGGUGAUUUGGAGGGAAAGGAUUGUCGGGGAGAUUUGAUUUCGGCGCUGGGAGCAAUCGAUAGGAGAGAAGCAUGGGCAGUGGCAAUGCUGGAUUCGUCAGCCAAGUCCAUGGCGGGAAUCGAGUAUGGACAAGUGUACCACUUCGGUCACUUUGACCAGUGUAUGAACACGGAACGACGCUAUCGAAACGAAUCUGACGGUGUUCAGAACAAAAUAAUCACGCAGUACUGCCUGGCUGAUGUCCGGGUGGAUGGCUAUCAGGAACGGACCAUGGUAUCCCGACAGCCACUGCAACGAUUCAACGAAUCUGCUCGGGUGCAUUGGGGGAUUUGCGUCCCGGUCAGCUGUUCGGCGGAGGACGUCAUCAGAGUGGUGCAGGCGAUCAGUGGAUCGCGAAGUGUUUCGAUAUCACAGGAUGCUUGCCACAAGGAAGUGACGACCGAGCCCUCCACGCUGGAUAUCGUCUAUGUGGCGAUCAUACUGUUCUUCGUACUGAUGGUGGUGUUGAGCACGCUGUACCAUGUGCAAUCCAUUUGCAGUCGGCGGAACGAGAAAAAGACAACGCUGGUGUACGUGCUGCGAUCGUUCUCGGUCAUAGAGAAUGUGAAGAAACUCGCGCAGAAUAGCAAAGACGAUCAUGGUUUGGGAUGCAUCAACGGAAUCAAGGCGGUGGCCAUGUUCACCAUACUAAGUGGUCAUGCUCUGCUGUUCCUAACUGGUGGCGCAGGCUACAAUCCGGGAUUUUAUUUCGAGCAAGCCAAGUACAUGCGCAAUACUUUUCUACUCAACUCGCCCCUUCUCGUGGACACCUUCCUGCUGUUGAGUGGUUUCCUGUUCACUCGCCUUCUUCUCAUCGAGCUGGACAAACGCAAUGGCAAGAUCAACUUCGGAUUGCUGUACAUCUUCCGCUACAUUCGACUAACCCCCGCAUAUGGGGCCAUCAUUGCUCUGUACGCUACGUGGCUUCCUCGUUUGGGUAGUGGUCCUCUGUGGGACAAAAGGAUGCUCCUGGAACAAGCUCGCUGCCGCGACAGCUGGUGGCGCAAUGCUCUCUACAUUAACAACUACCUCGGAACCGAUAGUAUUUGCAUGUUCCAAUCGUGGUACCUGGCGGCCGAUACGCAACUGUUCGUGCUGGCACCACUGCUGCUGUAUCCUCUUUGGCGGUACGGCAGGCGGGUGGGAGUUACUCUACUUGCGACGGUUGCGGCGCUGUCCGUAGUAAUUCCCUUUUUAGUAACAUAUUACGGAGAACUGGAUCCCUCGUUGAUGAUCUACGCGGAUGAGGUGACUGACUUGCAAUCGAACUCGUACUUCGCCAACGUCUAUGUCAAGACUCACAUGCGUGCGACGGCCUACAUUUUCGGACUGGUCGUCGGAUAUCUGGUGCAUAUUAUGCAAGAGAAAAACAUAACAAUCGGCAAGCAGAAACUGUUUUUAAUCUGGACAAUCUCAACUGUAGUAGGAACGUCGUCAAUGAUGGGCAUUACUGCGUUCUACAACUCCACCGGAACGGAGAACUAUCUGUACAAUGCCGUCUACGCAGCGCUUCAUCGACUCGGUUGGAGUCUCUCCAACGGAUGGCUAGUGCUAGCUUGCGUAACCGGACACGCAGGACCACUGAAGAAAUUCCUCUCGUCGCGGCCGCUGGUUCCGAUCAGUCGGUUGACUUACUGUGCCUAUCUGACGAAUGGACUCGUUGAGCUGUACUUCAGUGCUUCGCAGCGUGUCCCCAUGUACGGUGGUGUCAUAAAUAUGACGGCUGUCACUCUGUCCCACGUGAUUCUUACUUUCCUGUCGGCGCUGGGGUUGUGUUUGGUUUUCGAAUCGCCGAUCCACGGAAUCGAGAAGAUACUACUGAGGAGGGCACGUCCGGUCAGCGGUCGGGCAACCAUUGGAAGCCAUCAUCAGCAUACGGCUGUGCAAAAAGGUGUGGCCACCAACAACAGCAACGGAACGGCGUGUACGCAAAGCACUUCGGAUGAUUCGAGCGCGUGAUGCUGAUGGUUAGCUUGUAAGUGAAAUGGCUUCUGAGAUAGCUAACGAAAGUGAUUUUUGUGAAUAAGCUAUUAGGGUUAAGUAGGUCUUAUGAAGGUGAUAUGUUGAAUUAAAGAUUUUAUACAUUUU